CAUCUGCAAGCUGUUAGCUGUCUGCAAAAAAAUUAAACAUGGCCAUCUUCAGAAUCCCAUGUGGUCUUUUAACAUUAUACUUUCUCACUUCCACUUGUUAAAGCAACACAUUCUACUCAUUGUUUCUUUCUAUACAAAACAAAGCUAAGAUAUAACUGGCAAGAGAGAUAAGGGAUACAAUGCACUCUGGUGUUUGCUUGUCGUUCUUCUUCUUUAUUGUACUUGGAUGUGUGGUUACUGGGUCUUUAGCUGGUGACCCUUAUGUGUUCUUUGAUUGGACUGUUUCUUACCUUACUGGAUAUCCUCUUGGUGUUAAACAACAGGUGAUAGGUAUUAAUGGGAUAUUUCCUGGACCAAUUCUUAAUGUUACUACAAAUUGGAACGUUGUUGUCAAUGUCAAGAAUGAACUCGACGAGCCAUUGCUUAUUACGUGGAAUGGCAUACAGCAUAGGAAGAAUUCCUGGCAAGAUGGUGUUUCAGGGACUAAUUGUCCAAUUCCUGCUGGGUGGAAUUGGACAUAUCAGUUUCAGGUCAAAGAUCAGAUAGGAAGUUUCUUUUACUUCCCUUCCCUUAACUUCCAGCGAGCAGCAGGUGGAUAUGGAGGAAUCAUAAUAAAUAAUAGAGAUGUCAUUCCAUUGCCAUUUGCUGUGCCUGAUGGAGAUAUUGCUCUUUUUAUCAGUGACUGGUUCACAGAGAGUCAUAAGGAACUGAGGAAACAUGUCGAAAAAGGAGAUGACCUAGGAGUUCCUGAUGGUAUCCUCAUUAAUGGAUUUGGUCCUUACAGAUAUGAUGAAGCACUUGUUCGAGAAGGCAUUACUUAUCAGAUAAUAAAUGUUGAACCUGGAAAGACAUAUCGUCUCCGGGUGCACAAUGUUGGUAUCUCAACUAGCUUGAAUUUCAGAAUACAAAACCACAAUUUGCUUCUUGUGGAGACUGAAGGAUCAUAUACUGUUCAGCAGAACUAUGAAAACAUGGAUAUUCAUGUGGGUCAAUCGUAUUCGUUCUUGGUUACAAUGGAUCAAAAUGCUAGCAGUGAUUAUUACAUUGUUGCCAGUCCUCGAUAUACAUCAUCUGCAUGGAAUAAAGCUGCAGGAGUUGCUAUUUUGCACUAUUCCAAUUCACAGGGACCUGCAUCAGGUCCUCUUCCUGAUCCUCCUAAUGAAUACGAUACAUUUUUCUCAAUGAAUCAAGCAAGAUCCAUAAGAUGGAAUGUCUCAGCUGGUGCUGCUCGUCCAAAUCCACAGGGAUCUUUCAAAUAUGGCGAAAUUACUGUGACAGAUGUAUACGUACUUCUCAAUAGACGUGCUGAGCUUAUAGAUGGGAAAUGGCGCACUGCCCUUAACGGCAUUUCAUACUUAGCACCUUCAACACCCCUGAAACUUGCUCAGCAAUAUAACAUUUCGGGUGUCUACAAGCUUGACUUCCCUAACAGAAUAAUGAACAGACCUCCUAAAGUUGAUGCAUCUCUAAUUAAUGGCACUUUCAAAGGUUUUAUGGAAAUAAUCUUUCAGAACAAUGAUACCACUGUCCAAAGCUACCAUGUUGAUGGUUAUGCAUUCUUUGUUGUAGGAAUGGAUUUUGGAGUGUGGACAGAGAAUAGCAGAGGCACAUACAACAAAUGGGAUGGUGUUGCUCGCUCCACUAUACAGGUCUUUCCUGGAGCUUGGACUGCUAUUCUAGUUUCUCUCGAUAAUGCAGGCAUGUGGAAUAUCCGUGCACAGAAUCUCAACUCCUGGUAUCUGGGGCAGGAGGUUUAUGUCAGCGUUGUAAAUCCAGAAAUUGAUGCAUCUGAGAUUGCUUUGCCUGAUAAUGCCAUAUUCUGUGGGCUAUUAUCAUCCUUACAGAAGGACCAGGCUCAAAGAUUCAGGUUUUCCAAUGCACCAUCAAUUCCAAUUGCAGGUAGAACGAUUUUUGUUGCAUUAAUCGUAGCAUUGCAUGCAAGUUCUGUCAGGUAACAGAUUCUGGAAAUUGGAAAAAACGCGAAACGAAUCGAAUCUUCUCAUGGGGAAUAAUUUAUCCAGGGUAAGUAACAUUGUUGGAUGCAAGGCUUGUAUCAUAGUAACUGACUAACUUGUAUAUUUGUAAGAUUGUAUUGUAUUCAGUGCAUUUUUGUUAUUCAAGAGGGUUGCCUUGCAUAGCGGUGAUUGAGGAUUCCCGGUUCUCAGCCCACUGAAUCACUAGAAUUUGUUCCCAAAACUAUAAUUAAACCUCAUAGUGAUUUUCUUAUCAAAUA
Ricinus communis (castor bean) is the source of this 2233-nucleotide messenger RNA. RefSeq names its product monocopper oxidase-like protein SKU5. Gene Ontology annotation, molecular function: oxidoreductase activity; copper ion binding. The transcript is spliced from 9 exons. Bases 180 to 1955 code for a protein of 591 amino acids. The record is from RefSeq and is a predicted model, not a curated record. Lineage: Eukaryota; Viridiplantae; Streptophyta; Magnoliopsida; Malpighiales; Euphorbiaceae.